This is a messenger RNA of Onthophagus taurus, 2133 nucleotides long. Lineage: Eukaryota; Metazoa; Arthropoda; Insecta; Coleoptera; Scarabaeidae. The record is from RefSeq and is a predicted model, not a curated record.
UUAUUGCCGAAAGAUUCAAAUUUAAUAAAAGAAAUCAAGAAGAACAUGAGAAUAUUAGUGAAUAUGUCGUAGAGUUACAGAAGUUAGCAGAUACGUGUAAUUUUAGGGUGUUCCUGAACGAAGCACUGAGAGAUAGAUUCGUAGAAGGAAUAAAAUCAUUGGCACUUCAAAAAAAAUUGUUGGCGGAAGACAAUUUAACAUGGGAAAACGCAAAAAAAAUGCAGUCAAUAUGGAGUUAACCGAUUCCCAAGUGAAAGAAUUUAAAACGUCUGACAUGGGUGUUAGGCGAAUCAAUCUUAAAUAUAACAAAUGUCAAAAAGAGUCAUAUGUAUCAAGAAAGUCGUCAAGUAGUCAAGGAAAAGAUAUAGGAAAGAAAUGUCAAGUCGAGAUUAAUAAAAAGGAUCAGUCUAUAAGGUCAAGCGCAAGGGAAAACAAGAAGAAAUGUUAUAGAUGUGGGAGAAGUAACCAUGAUCAUGAGAAUUGUCCGGCAAUUAAUUGGAAAUGUUAUGCCUGUCAAGGUAGAGGUCACAGCGACAUGCUGCAGGAAGAAAAAAAGAAUACAUGGAGUGGAGUCAGAAGUGGAGUCCGAUGACACAAGUGAACAGAGCAGUGAUGAGUGUGAAUUAGCGAUGCAACAAAUAAAUAUUAAUACAGUUCAUGGUAAGUUAUUUAGUAAGAUAAGUAUUAACAAAAAAUUAGUAACGAUGGAGGUCGAUUCUGGUGCUAGUGUUAGCAUACUAUCUAAAGACAAAUUUGAUAUGAUAUUACCAAAUUGUAAAUUACAGAGUUGUCCAAAACAACUUUUGUCGGUUUGUGGUAAUAAAUUAAAAGUUGCAGGUCAGACCAAUGUUAGGGUAACUACUAAAAAUAAACAAAAAGUAUUAUUGCCGUUAGUCAUUAUAAAUGAAAAAAAUGUUAGUUUAUUAGGUCGUCCCUGGUUAGAUGUAUUGGUCCCCGAAUGGCGACAAAAUUUAACGAUCAAUAGGGUAAAAGUUGACACAAUAAUUAAAAAUAUGUCAAAUAAAAGUUUAGAAAACAGUAAUAGUAGUAAUAGUGUAAAUAAUGAAAAAAGUAAGUUCAAAACAGAUGAAAAUAAUUGUAUAAAACAUUUUCUGGCGCAAAUUGUUUUAAAAGAUGAUGCCUUGCCUGUAUUCCAUAAAGCCUAUUCAGUUCCUAUAUCACAGAGAGAGUUAAUUGAAAAGGAAAUAAAGAGGUUGGUCAAGGAAAAUAUCAUAAGCCCAGUACGUCACAGCGAAUGGGCAAGUCCGAUGGCUGGAGGUAAGCAGUUCACUAUUAUCGAUUUAAAAAAUGCCUAUUUACAAUUAAAAGUUCAACCUAAUUGUAAGAAAUAUUUGACAAUUAAUACCCACCUUGGAUUGUUUGAAUAUAAUCGACUACCAUUUGGUGUCACUUCAGCACCAAGUAUAUUUCAAUCCAUUAUGGACCAGAUCUUGAAAGAUAUACCAAUGACCGCAUGCUAUAUAGAUGAUGUUAUCGUAGCAGGUCGUACAUUAGAGGAAUUGAAGAAAAAUGUAGAUGCCGUGUGCAAACAACUUGAGAAUUAUAAUGUAAUCAUCAAUUAUGAAAAGAGUCAAUUCAAUAAAUUGUCGGUUGAGUUCCUGGGUUACAAAAUGGAUGCUAAUGGUAUUCACCCUGUAGAAAAUAAAAUAGAAGCGUUAAUGCAAGCACCUGCCCCCACAAAUUUGACUGAGUUGCGCUCUUAUUUGGGAUUUUUAAACUAUUACCAUAAGUUCAUUCCAAACGCUUCAACUCUAUUGCAACCACUAUAUGAUCUAGAGCGAAAGGAUAUUCCUUUUCACUGGAGUAAAAAAUGUCAGAAAGCAUUUAACAAAAGUAAAGUCUAGUAAAGUCCAAUGCUACACUUGAUUAUUUUAAUCCUAAAUACCCUACACGCAUUACUUGCGAUGCAUCUAAAACAGGAGUUGGGGGAGUGUUGAUCCAAAUUGUUGAAGGUGUGGGACCAGUUAUGUUUGUUUCUAGAACGUUGUCCGAUACUGAGCGGAAUUACGCUCAGGUUCAAAAGGAGGCAUUGGCAAUCAUCUUCACAGUACAAAAAUGCCAUAAAUACCUUUAUAGAAAACCAUUUGAAUUGAUUAGUGAUCACCAACCGCU